AUGGCCAUUAACGGUGACGUCAAGGUUUCAGAAACAGCUUCGGAUAGGCCUGUUAGAGUCUACGCUGAUGGCAUCUAUGAUUUGUUCCACUUCGGUCACGCUCGCGCCAUCGAACAAGCCAAAAAAUCGUUUCCGAACACAUAUCUGCUCGUAGGAUGUUGUAAUGACGAGAUUACCAACAAGUUCAAAGGUAAGACCGUGAUGACAGAGUCCGAGCGCUAUGAAUCUCUCCGACAUUGCAAGUGGGUCGAUGAAGUGAUUCCAGACGCACCGUGGGUUCUCACCACAGAGUUUCUCGAUAAGCAUCGGAUAGACUACGUAGCUCAUGAUGCUCUUCCUUAUGCGGAUGCUAGUGGAGCUGGAAACGAUGUCUACGAGUUUGUGAAGUCUAUUGGGAAGUUUAAAGAAACUAAACGAACAGAGGGGAUAUCGACAUCAGACAUAAUUAUGAGAAUAGUGAAAGAUUACAACCAGUAUGUGUUGCGUAAUCUGGACAGAGGAUAUUCAAGAGAAGAACUCGGUGUCAGCUUUGUCAAGGCAUGCUUUCCAUUUUUAGAGAAGAGGCUUAGAGUUAACGUGAAACUAAAGAAACUGCAAGAGAAAGUGAAAGAACAGCAAGAAAAGAUACAAACCGUAGCAAAAACUGCUGGGACGCAUCAUGACGAAUGGGUUGAAAACGCUGAUCGUUGGGUUGUUGGUUUCCUCGAAAUGUUUGAGGAAGGCUGUCAUAAAAUGGGAACAGCCAUCAGAGAUGGGAUCCAGCAAAAGCUAUUGAGGCAAGAGUCAGAAGAGAACCGGCGCUUGAUUCAAAACGGACUGGCAAAUGCCAAGGAGGAACAGAUUUCUGAUGACGAUGGGUUUGCAAAAGGAGAUGAAAAGUAUCAUGAAGGUUCCUUAAAUGAGGGUAAUAAAGAGAAUAAGAUAGUAAAGAAAUGA
Eruca vesicaria subsp. sativa (arugula) is the source of this 936-nucleotide messenger RNA. The record is from the annotation of a GenBank genome assembly. Lineage: Eukaryota; Viridiplantae; Streptophyta; Magnoliopsida; Brassicales; Brassicaceae.